Aphanomyces invadans is the source of this 695-nucleotide messenger RNA. RefSeq lists its product as hypothetical. The transcript has a single exon. The record is from RefSeq and is a predicted model, not a curated record. Bases 62 to 361 code for a protein of 99 amino acids. NCBI's taxonomy places the organism in Eukaryota, Oomycota, Saprolegniomycetes, Saprolegniales, Verrucalvaceae.
CUUGCGGGAGUUGGUUACACAUUGUUGAUCAUUUUCCAACUCGUCGGAUUCCAACAACAACAUGACAGCCGCCGCCGCCGCCGCGCCGAAGCGAACCGUUGUCGCAUUCGUCCUGGACAACACUGGAUGGGGAUUCAACUUGGUCGUGAGCAACAUCCUGUUCUGGCUCACCGGCUUCCCCAUCUACCGCGACUACGGGUAUUCCAACGUUCACUACAACGAAAAGGGAGGGAUCCCUUCUGGCGGCGAAGGGUCUGGGGUGUUUGUUAUCACGUUGGUGCUCAUGCUCAUCUGCUAUCUUGUGUACUUUGGUCGGAUGUUUGCGUUCUUGACGUCGAAGGGCGAAAUCAAGGCCGAUUAAUGCCGCGGAUCACGAGCUCGAUAGAAUUUAAGUAACGCGAUGACACGCUUCGUCAGUGUGUGCACCCAUGCGAGACCUGCGCAUGCGCUCGUUGGAUCACGCGAUGCAGGCGUGUUGACGAAGUGACGAGGUUGGACCUGCACGACGAUGUCGCGUUGUUCAUAAACCUGGUUGCAACUGACCCAUUCCGACGCAACAUCCCACUCCAGUCACGGAAUAGCCAUGUUACGACUGUUAAGAGAAUUCAAUCCACGGAGACGCAUGGGAGACCGUUGAGGUGAUGGUAUGGUAGCCGAGCUAAUCGCGCUCGCUGAUCGCUGUCAAGUACGCAUCG